Maylandia zebra (zebra mbuna) is the source of this 1864-nucleotide messenger RNA. RefSeq names its product cytidine monophosphate N-acetylneuraminic acid synthetase a (gene cmasa). Gene Ontology annotation, molecular function: N-acylneuraminate cytidylyltransferase activity. The record is from RefSeq and is a predicted model, not a curated record. Lineage: Eukaryota; Metazoa; Chordata; Actinopteri; Cichliformes; Cichlidae.
CUUUCACACCUGUUGCUCUCUGAUAUUUUACUUAACCUGCUCCGGAGCAGGUAGAUCUACUGCACAGGUUAUCAUAGCGAUUUAUGUCGGUAAUAAGUGAGCCACCUUCAUAGGCCACGGAAGUCACCCGGAUAAACCCAGACCUUGCUUCGUAGUAGGAGUAGAUCUUUGACGUCGUUAUGGCAUCUGCUACACGGAGAAACAAUGAGACCUCGUUAGACGAAUGUCAGUCAUCGAGCAAGAUGCCGCGGAAUGACAAGAGUCACAUAGCAGCUUUAAUUUUAGCUCGAGGUGGGAGCAAAGGGAUCCCGCUGAAAAACAUCAAGAUGCUGGCCGGGGUCCCGCUCAUCGGGUGGGUGCUGAGGGCCGCCGUGGACUCGGGAAUGUUUGACAGUGUGUGGGUAUCAACGGACCAUGAUAAAAUUGAGGAAGUUGCAAAGGCAUGGGGUGCUCAGGUGCACCGGAGGAGUCCUAAAGUCUCCAGAGACUUUUCCUCAUCAGUAGAAACCAUCCAAGAGUUUCUUGAGCACCAUAAAGAGGUGGAUAUAGUUUGCCACUUCCAGGCUACAUCACCCUGUCUCCACCCGUUCCAUGUGAAGGAGGCCUUGGAGAAAAUCACGGUGCACGGUUAUGAUUCAGUCUUCGCAGUGGUCAGGAGACACCAGUUUCGCUGGAAGGAGGUUAAAGAAAGAUCUGGUGAGAAAACAGUGCCAUUCAAUCUGGAGCCAGCCAAACGGCCGCGGCGUCAGGACUGGCCAGGGGAGCUGUGUGAGAAUGGCUCAUUUUACUUCGCCAAAAAAGAGAUCAUUGAAAAGGAAGGACACUUGCAGGGCGGUAAGUUAACCUACUAUGAGAUGCUGCCGGAGUACAGCGUAGAUAUAGACGUGGACAUCGACUGGCCUGUGGCAGAACAGAGGGUUCUCAGGUACGGUUACUUCGGUAAGGACACACCAGAGGUGGUCCGCCUAAUGUUCUGCAACAUUUCCGGCUGUUUAACUGAUGGAAAGAUCUUUAUGUCUGUGUCGGGAGAGGCAAUGGUGUCUGUCAACCCCAGAGACACAAAUGGGCUUCGGAUGCUGCAGGAAGAACAAGUUGAGGUCAUACUGUUGACCACAGAGAAAGACCCCAUUGACCCAGCUUCGCUUCAAAAACUUGAAGAUAGGAUGAUGUGCAAGGUCGAGAAGGUGGGAAAGGAGCCGCUGAAUGAUUUGCAAUCAAUCGUUGAGAAGAAGAAGCUGGAAUGGAAGGAUGUGGCGUUCAUGGGUUUUGAUCAAGCAGAUGUGAAAUGCCUGAACCUGGCAGGGCUGAGUGCAGUACCGGGCGAUGCUCCAGCUGUGGCUAAAAAGGCUGCAAAGUACAUUUGCCAUUGUGCUGGGGGAUCGGGAGCUGUGAGGGAUUUCACCGAGCACAUUCUGCUGCAGAAGCAAAUGGCAAAAUCUCAGAGGGAUCACGACCGCAUCGACCGCCACAACUUCUAAUCUUAAAAGAAGUCUACAUGGAAAAGGUUGAGAGUAAUAAAACAAAACGAUGCACAUGCAUGUUAGAAAUAUUGAGGCCAGAUUUACAGUAGCCCACCCUCUUUCAAUCUAAGGUUUUGUAUAUCAGGACAUGAAAAAAGUCAUGUGGUCUGUACAUAAACACAAAACACAUUAACACAUUAUAAAACACUUUUGUUUUAAAAAAUAAACUACAAGGAAACUGUUCCCACUAAAGGUCCAAACAACAAACUUGUUGCACCAAAAAUGUCAUUUUUUUUCACUAUGGCUAAGCAAUGUACUUGACCUCUUAGGUUCUCAAAAUUGUGGUCAUUUUUAACACUAAUAGAAGGUUUUUUCGGUUGAUUUAAUAAACCUGGUCAAAAAUA